Molecule: messenger RNA, 1326 nt
Organism: Otolemur garnettii (small-eared galago)
Lineage: Eukaryota; Metazoa; Chordata; Mammalia; Primates; Galagidae
Gene: GPBAR1
Product: G protein-coupled bile acid receptor 1
Exons: 2
Coding region: 202-1209 (335 amino acids)
Biological process (GO): G protein-coupled receptor signaling pathway
Cellular component (GO): membrane
Molecular function (GO): G protein-coupled bile acid receptor activity
Source: RefSeq, a predicted model, not a curated record
GGCCCACUGUCCCCACAGAACAGAGGCACCAUGCACUCACCAGCCAGGACACCAGACAUGAUCCGAAGACCUGCAGGGCUGGCUACAGCAACUCCCGGACACUGAGGAAAGCCCAGGCUGGAAGCCGGGCAGGUAACACCUGUCCCCAACAGCCAUGCAUGCCAGCUGCUGCUCCAGGCCCGUUCUAUCCCCAGGCCCAAGAUGACAGCCAAUAGCACUGAGGAGUGGCCCAGCUCUGUUCCCAAGGGGGCUCUGGGGCUCUCUCUGGCCCUGGCAAGCUUCAUCGUCGUGGCUAACCUGCUCCUGUCCCUGGGCAUCGCUUGGGACCGCCGUCUGCGCAGCCCACCUGCUGGCUGCUUCUUCCUAAGCCUGCUGCUGGCCGGGCUGCUCACGGGGCUGGCACUGCCCGUGCUGCCAGGGCUAUGGAACCAGAGCCACCGGAGUUACUGGCCCUGCCUCCUUCUCUACUUAGCUCCCAAUUUCUCCUUCCUCUCCCUGCUCGCCAACCUCCUGCUGGUGCAUGGGGAGCGCUACAUAGCAGUGCUGAGGCCACUCCGGCCCCCUGGGAGCACACGGCUGGCCCUGCUCCUCACCUGGGCUGGCCCUCUGCUCUUUGCCAGCCUACCUGCUCUGGGGUGGAACCACUGGACCCCUGGUGCCAACUGCAGCUCCCAGGCUGUCUUCCCAGCCCCCUACCUCUACCUUGAAAUCUAUGGGCUCCUGCUGCCUGCUGUGGGUGCUGCUGCCCUCCUCUCUGCCUGCGUGCUGGCCACUGCCCACCGCCAGCUGCAGGACAUCCGUCGGCUGGAGCAGGCAGUGUGCCGUGACACACCUUCAGCCCUAGCCCGGGCCCUUACCUGGAGGCAGGCAAAGGCACAGGCAGGAGCCACACUACUCUUUGUGCUGUGCUGGGGGCCCUACGUGGCCACCCUGCUCCUCUCAGUCCUGGCCUUUGAGCACCGCCCACCACUGAGGGCUGGAACUCUGUUGUCCCUCCUCUCACUGGGCAGUGCCAGUGCAGCAGCCGUGCCUGUGGCCAUGGGGCUGGGUGAUCAGCGAUACACAGCCCCCUGGAAGGCAGCUGCCCAAAGGUGGCUACAAGGCCUGCGGGGAAGGACCCUGUGGGGAAGGACCUCCCGGGGCAGUCCAGGCCCUAGCACUGCCUACCACACCAGCAGUCAAAGCAGCGUGGACCUGGACUUGAACUAGGGACUGGGCCUGGGCUGACCCUACCAUAGCAUCCACCCAUCUCCACCAAUCCUGUCUCCACAGGUCCCCACUUUUCAGAGUCAAAGACCUUGCCCCACCUGACUCUGCACUGACUGA